Messenger RNA from Lontra canadensis (Northern American river otter), 2129 nucleotides. It is a transcript of the gene DCAF8, whose product is annotated as DDB1 and CUL4 associated factor 8. The record is from RefSeq and is a predicted model, not a curated record. The coding region runs from base 218 to 2008 and encodes 596 amino acids. Gene Ontology annotation, molecular function: protein binding. NCBI's taxonomy places the organism in Eukaryota, Metazoa, Chordata, Mammalia, Carnivora, Mustelidae. Gene Ontology annotation, cellular component: Cul4-RING E3 ubiquitin ligase complex; cytoplasm. The transcript is spliced from 14 exons.
GUCGGAGCAGCCGCUGGCAGAAGGAUGACCCAAGACGGGAAGCGGGCUCCUGAGCCUCGCCGGCUCCCGUGCUUGUAACUGCCCCAGCCGGACACCCCCCCCUCCCUUGACCUAUCCGCCCUUCAGUGAAUCAAGAGACCUAUUUUCUCAGGAGCUCAGCCUGGCCCUACUUCAGUGAUAAAGAAGGAAAGGCUGGCCACUAUAAACAUCAUUCAAGAUGUCCAGCAAAGGGAGCAGCGCAGAUGGCAAAACAGACUUAGCCAAUGGAAGCUUAUCUAGCAGUCCGGAGGAGAUGUCUGGCGCUGAGGAGGGCCGGGAGACAUCCUCAGGCAUUGAAGUGGAGGCCUCGGACCUGAGCUUGAGCCUGACCGGGGAUGAUGGUGGCCCCAAUCGCACCAGCACAGGAAGUCGGGGUACAGAUACAGAGAGCUCGGGGGAAGACAAGGACUCCGACAGCAUGGAGGACACUGGCCAUUACUCCAUCAACGAUGAAAACCAGGUCCAUGACCGAUCAGAGGAAGAAGAGGAAGAAGAGGAGGAGGAGGAGGAGCGUCCUAGGCGCCGGGUCCAGCGGAAGCGGGCCAGCCGGGACCAGGACUCGUCAGACGAUGAGCGGGCCCUGGAGGACUGGGUGUCCUCAGAGACGUCCGCCCUGCCGCGCCCUCGCUGGCAAGCCCUCCCUGCUCUGCGGGAGCGGGAGCUGGGCUCCAGCGCCCGCUUCGUGUAUGAGGCUUGUGGGGCGAGAGUCUUCGUGCAGCGUUUCCGCCUGCAGCACGGGCUGGAGGGCCAUACUGGCUGUGUCAACACUCUGCACUUUAACCAGCGCGGCACCUGGCUGGCCAGUGGCAGCGAUGACCUGAAGGUGGUGGUUUGGGACUGGGUGCGGAGGCAGCCGGUACUGGACUUUGAGAGCGGCCACAAGAGCAACGUCUUCCAGGCCAAGUUCCUUCCCAACAGCGGUGAUUCCACCCUGGCCAUGUGUGCCCGCGAUGGGCAGGUGCGGGUAGCAGAGCUGUCUGCCACGCAGUGUUGCAAGAACACAAAGCGUGUGGCCCAGCACAAGGGAGCGUCCCACAAGUUGGCCCUGGAACCGGACUCUCCCUGUACGUUCCUAUCUGCAGGUGAAGAUGCGGUUGUCUUCACCAUUGACCUCAGACAAGACCGGCCAGCUUCGAAACUGGUGGUGACAAAAGAAAAGGAGAAGAAAGUGGGGCUCUAUACGAUCUAUGUGAAUCCUGCCAAUACCCACCAGUUUGCAGUGGGUGGACGAGAUCAGUUUGUAAGGAUUUACGACCAGCGAAAAAUCGAUGAGAAUGAGAACAAUGGCGUGCUCAAGAAAUUCUGUCCUCAUCACCUGGUGAACAGUGAGUCCAAAGCAAACAUCACCUGUCUUGUGUACAGCCACGACGGCACAGAGCUCCUGGCCAGCUACAACGACGAAGAUAUUUACCUCUUCAACUCCGCUCACAGCGAUGGGGCCCAGUACGUGAAGAGAUACAAGGGCCACCGGAAUAACGCCACAGUAAAAGGCGUCAAUUUCUAUGGCCCCAAGAGUGAGUUUGUGGUGAGCGGCAGUGACUGCGGGCACAUCUUCCUCUGGGAGAAGUCAUCGUGCCAGAUCGUCCAGUUCAUGGAGGGGGACAAGGGAGGCGUGGUGAACUGUCUCGAGCCCCACCCUCACCUGCCUGUGCUGGCAACCAGUGGCCUUGACCACGAUGUCAAGAUCUGGGCACCCACAGCUGAAACUUCCACCGAGCUGACAGGGCUGAAGGACGUGAUAAAGAAGAACAAGCGGGAGCGCGAUGAAGACAGCUUGCACCACACCGACCUGUUUGACAGCCACAUGCUCUGGUUCCUCAUGCACCACCUGAGACAGAGACGCCACCACCGGCGCUGGCGAGAGCCCGGGGUUGGGGCCCCAGACGCCGACUCCGAGGAGUCUCCCAGCUCCUCAGACACAUCGGACGAGGACGAGGGCCCCGACCGUGUGCAGUGCAUGCCGUCCUGAGGCCUUGUUGCCAGGAGGGGCGGGCCGGGGCUGCUGGCCCGAUCCUGCCUGGACAGCCCUUUCCUGUGCCAGGCCCUUCCAUCCAGCAGACACGCACUUUGGACUUUUUGCUUUAGAUAAA